AACAAUGACAUAACCUUCCCACCUACCUUCCAAAAAUUUCAUAUUUCACCAUUGGAUUCCUCGGAGCUUUCAAUAUUUCAUCCCCAAUCAUCAAAGUUCAAAACUUUAUCCAUUUAAAACAGUUACAAGAUUAUCACAUUGUGAUUUGAAAAUCUUUCACAAGAUUCAGUGUAAUUCACACCCAUCUGAGCAGACAUUUUCAAGAUUCCAUUUUUAUACAUUUUUGUUUGGCUGAUUCUAAACACCCCCCCCCCCCUCCUGGCAGAUGGGGUUAUGAUGAUGAUGAUGCACUUGCAAUAAUCAAUCAAAAGAUUCAAAACCCAUUUCAAAGAUUUGUCAACAAGUCUAGAACAACAGACCUUGCAGUGUCAGAUCCCAAGAUCCAAUUUUUACAAACGUUGACUUUGACUUUUGAGGUUUCUUGCAAGGCUUUCAAAGUUUCAAUCCCUUUUCAACUAUGUUAACAUCAAAAGAAUAAAUCUUGAAAUACCCAUUUCAGAAAAAAACACUUUCUUGUGAAAAAAAGCUGAUAUUGAUGGUGGAAGAAGGAAAACACCAUGAAACCUGCAACAAAGAGCUUGUUGAAGAAGAUGAAAAUGGAGGCCCAAAAAGAGGGGCUUUUGUGGGGUUUAACAUUAGGGCUCCAGUUGAUUGGUUCAGUAUGUUAUCAAGAAAAACACAUUGGAGUUUUGUUGGUGGGGUUGUGGUGGUUUAUGGGAUAAAUCAAGGGUUUGGUGGAGCUCUUGGUAGGGUGGGUACAGAGUAUUACAUGAAAGAUGUGCAGAAAGUUCAACCUUCUGCAGCACAGGCUUAUCAAGGAAUCACUAACAUUCCUUGGAUUAUUAAACCUGUUUGGGGUCUGCUUACUGAUGUUGUUCCGAUUUUGGGAUAUCGAAGAAGGCCGUAUUUCGUUAUUGCUGGUAUCAUAGGAAUUCUAUCGAUGUUUUUCUUGUCAUUCCACGAGAAACUGCAUAUUGUGCUAGCACUACUGUCUUUAACUGCUGGAAGUGCUGGCGUUGCAAUAGCAGAUGUAGCCGUUGAUGCGUGCGUAGCGCAAAACAGCGGUAUUCAUCCUUCACUUGCUCCAGACAUGCAAAGCUUAUGUGCCCUCAGUUCUUCCAUUGGACGCCUGAUCGGAUUUGCUUUAAGUGGCGUAUUUGUACACUUAAUCGGCCCCAAGGGAGUUUUUGGCUUGCUAAGUAUACCGUACGCGCUCGUGUUACUAAUAGGUCUUGUACUCAAGGAACCUCACUCACCGAGCUUUGCUUAUGGACAGAUAAGUGAGAAAUUUGCUGCUGCCGCUACGGCUAUGUGGACUACGUUAAAAUCUGAAGAUGUUUGGAGGCCGUGUUUGUAUAUGUAUCUAUCGUUCGCGUUGAGCUUGAAUAUAUAUGAUGGGUUGUUCUACUGGGAAACCGAUUCUAAAGCGGGCCCAUCUUUCUCCCAGGAAACUAUUGGUUUUGUAUUAUCAAUUGGCUCGGUUGGGUCCCUUUUAGGCGCAAUACUCUAUCAAUACACCUUAAAGACCUAUCCUUUCCGAGCUCUACUAUUUUGGUCACAAUUAUUUUUCGGCUUAUCAGGAAUGCUGGAUCUUGUCUUCGUACUAAGACUCAACCUCAAACUAGGAAUGCCCGAUUAUUUCUUCGCGGUUAUCGAUGAAAGCGUGCUUCAAAUGGUAGGACGUUUGAAAUGGAUGCCACUUCUCGUCUUAUCUUCACAACUUUGUCCACCUGGCAUCGAAGGCACGUUCUUUGCUCUGCUAAUGUCUAUCGACAAUUUCGGCCUCAUGUCAUCUACGUGGUUAGGUGGCUUACUUCUUCAUGUCCUACGUGUCACGAGGACGCAGUUUGACAACUUGUGGCUAGCCAUUUUGAUACGCAAUGUGUUGAGAAUCGUUCCGCUUUGUUUUCUGUUUUUGGUGCCUAAAGGUGGUUCUGAUUCGUCGGGUUUUUCUCGUUUGGAAGUGUUGCAAGUUGUAGACGAUGGUGAAAGUGAUAUAGAAGUGUUGAGUGUGUCGGAAGAUGCUGAAGCGUCGAAAGCUGAGGAGGUGGAACUCACGCCGCUUGUUAGUAGUUAGAACUUAGAAGAAUUGAUGCAAAACUAUUUAUGAAGCUGCAUUUGAUUGGGAAGUUGAAGAAGAAGAAGAGACAUGUUUUCGACAACUUUUGUUGUAAGUUUUUUUUUUUUUUUUUUUUUUUUUUUUUUUUUUUUUUAUGGUAUACGUCAUUUAAGCGAAAAAAACAUCUGUUAAAGUUUGUGUUUAUAAGUAGAAUACACGUCUAUUCUUUACAUUUUUCAUUUUUGUAAAACACUUCAAGUUAUAAGUUGGAUAACGAGUCAAAAUGGGUC
This is a messenger RNA of Helianthus annuus (common sunflower), 2349 nucleotides long. Its product is annotated as probable folate-biopterin transporter 2. The record is from RefSeq and is a predicted model, not a curated record. Gene Ontology annotation, cellular component: membrane. The coding region runs from base 536 to 2077 and encodes 513 amino acids. NCBI's taxonomy places the organism in Eukaryota, Viridiplantae, Streptophyta, Magnoliopsida, Asterales, Asteraceae. The transcript has 5 exons.